Messenger RNA from Cylicostephanus goldi, 222 nucleotides. The record is from the annotation of a GenBank genome assembly. NCBI's taxonomy places the organism in Eukaryota, Metazoa, Nematoda, Chromadorea, Rhabditida, Strongylidae.
AUGAUUGUAUUAUAUGUAUCUCCUUACUUUCAAGGUGACUGUCGAUUGAAAUGCGACAACUUCGAAAGGGAUAACUUCGUUCAUGAACUGCUUGCUACGCUUGGAAUUUCUGAUCGAGUUGUCAUGAUGGGACAUAGCAGAGGAGCAGAGAAUGCUAUAAAAGUUGCUGCUAGGAAUACGGUGAGCACAAUUCUUGGUGUAGUCAAUAUAGCACCUGGUUGA